Phragmites australis (common reed) is the source of this 1816-nucleotide messenger RNA. RefSeq lists its product as uncharacterized. The coding region runs from base 151 to 1674 and encodes 507 amino acids. The transcript is spliced from 11 exons. NCBI's taxonomy places the organism in Eukaryota, Viridiplantae, Streptophyta, Magnoliopsida, Poales, Poaceae. The record is from RefSeq and is a predicted model, not a curated record.
GGGCGACACGGUUUUUUGUCCUGUUGGUUAUUUUACCGGGUUCGCCGGUAAAACCAUAAACCGGCUUUACCGCCGGUAAGUUUUCCCUGUCCAUUGUCCAAUCUCCGGUGACCCGGACAGUUCGCUCACCACCACACCCACCACGCUGCAAUGGCCCCGGGAGCUCCACAAGAGGGUCCCCGCGGAGCGGGCGAAACGGAGCAGGACGAAGUGCCGCAGCCACAGCGAGAGCGGGAAGAAGCGGGGGUGCUCGAAGAGGACGACGGCGUCGAGGAGGCGGAAGAGGAGGAGGAGGCCCCUACCCACCUCCCCUUCGCGCCCUCUUCCGAGCUACUUGAUGAUGCAACAACAGUUGAUCCCAGCUACACUAUCUCGCUUAUAAGACAGCUAAUACCUCAGGGUUCCAAUGUCGAGAAAGAGUUUAGCGUGAAGCAAGGUGUCCCAGAAGAGAAUGAUGCAAAUCCUGAUAAUGGGGAACCAUCACAACCUGAGAAUAAAGAUCCAUGGGAAGAGGGUGGUUGCAUUCUAUGGGACCUUGCGGCUAGUAAACCACAAGCAGAACUGAUGAUGAAUAAUCUUGUACUUGAAGUGAUUUUGGUAAACUUCCAUGUUACCCAAUCUCCUAGAGUGAAGGAAAUCUGUCUUGGAAUCAUGGGAAACUUAGCUUGUCAUGAAUCUCUAGUUAACACAAUCAGUCUGCAAAAUGGUUUGACUGCAACAGUUGUGGAUCAGCUAUUUCUAGAUGACUCUGCUUGCCUUUCUGAAACAUUCAGGUUUUUGGCCACCGUUCUUCGGAGUAAUGCGUCUGCUUCUUGGGCUGAAGCUCUCUUACCUGAUGAAGUUCUUUCACGUGUUCUGUGGAUAGUUGGAAACACACUGAAUUCUACAUUACUAGAAAAGAGCAUUGACUUUCUAUCAACUGUCAUUGAUAAUCAAGAUGUGACUGCCGUACUUCUUCAGCCUUUGAUAAAAAUGGGUUUGGUUAAUCAUGCUAUCAGUUUGUUAGCAAGUGAGAUUGAAAAAGUAUCAGAUGAGAGCAAAUUAGACAGGUCAGCUUCUCUUGAUUUGAUCCUUGAUUUUAUUGAGGAAUUAUCUGCCAUAGACAGCUGUUCAGAAGAGAUGUCAUCAAGUGACCAGCUGAUUCAAGUGCUCGAUAGCAUAGUUAAAUUACCUGAUAAAUUUGAGGUUCCAAGCUAUUGCGCUUCUGUGGUGAUCAUAUUAGCAAAUCUUUUGGCAGAUGGAAAGCAUAUUGUGCCUAUGCUCUCCCACGAUUUACCCUUCCUGGAGGGCCUGUUUGAUAUUCUUCCACUGAUCUCUGAUGAUAAGCAAGCCCGAAACGCACUUUGGUGUAUCUUAUCACAUCUUCUGGCACAAGCACAAGGAAUUGACACAAACUCUUCAUCUCUUGAGCAUUUUGUAUCUCUGCUCUUAGGCAGGUUCACUCUCAUCAAAGAUGACCUUGAGAGUCAGAGAGUUGACAAAGAAGAGGACUUGUCAGCUGAGGAUGCUUACUUGAAGCAAGGGGUAUCUACAUCUCUCAGGGCAAUCUGCUGUGUCAUGGAGAGAUGGAUUGCGGAGAAGACCUCCCUGGGCAAAGAAGACGCUUCACUUACUGAAAACACCAUUGAAAAUGCUAGAAAGAUUCUGAGCUACUGCCAGAAUUAUGAUCUGUAGUUUUCUGCAAGUUUAAUGGACACAAUUGACCUGUGAGUCUGCAAUGUGCGGCUGCUGGACCGUAGAAGUAUUUUGAAGCAUAAUAUUAUUGUAGAGAACAACAGUGCUGUGGAGUAGAUCAGUUGCUAAGCUAGUUUGUAAC